Molecule: messenger RNA, 729 nt
Organism: Baudoinia panamericana UAMH 10762
Lineage: Eukaryota; Fungi; Ascomycota; Dothideomycetes; Mycosphaerellales; Teratosphaeriaceae
Exons: 2
Coding region: 310-585 (91 amino acids)
Source: RefSeq, a predicted model, not a curated record
ACAUCUGUUACUCCUCACUCCGAACGUGCCAAGCCACGAUCUGAUUCGCGCUAUCGACUCCAGUCGCCGGUAGUUUCCGUCAUACGCCUCGCUGCUCAGUAGAUGUACGUACGUCUCAUUUGGGAGUGGGAAGGAACGGACGACUUUAGCGAUGCCAGUACAGGCUUUGGUGAGAUUGGAGAUCGAUGGUUCCACGCUCAUCGUUGUGGUGCUCCCGGGUGCUAUAUAGAUACGUGUUCGAUAAAAAGUGUUCGUUCGGUGACAAAAAUCAUCGAAGUUGGUGUCCUCAUUCUCAGGUUAUAUACUUAAAUGCCUACGUCUCAUUGUUUGCUUGAAUCACCCAUUGUUGCGAUCACUUUGCACAAUUUUGUGUUGGUCAAAGAGGUGCGGAAAAGACUCUUCCUUUGCAGUGAGAUGAUGUUUCUGUCCCCAGAUUUCGCCCAGUCGUGCUACAACGUCACUUCCACCACUUCUGAUGCUACAAAGGAGCAAAAUCGAAGUCUUUGGAAACACCAAAAAUGUGGACGAACCCGGAGUCGAACCGGGAACCUUCUCCAACUUAGAUACAUCCAGGAAAGCAGAUGAAUGCUAAGAAGAUGUCAUACCGCUAGACCAUACGCCCUUCGUUAUACCGACGUACACCCGACCUCGAGUAUCGGAAUAUCUCUCAACCGCAAAGGACCGGUAAACGGCUCUAGAUUACAGCUGCGAAGGCGAGUGCUGGGAAAU